UGUUCGGAACAUUCAAGACACAUUCGAACUCUGAAAUCCCGCCGGGACGUUCGCGGCUCCGUGUCGAGUGCUUGUUGUCAACUCGGUGUCUCCUAUCGUACUCGAAUAUAAAUCAUUUUUCAUCCCUAUUUCCAAAAAUGACGGAGGAAUCUGGAGAACGUGCCACGGGCAUGAUAAAAAAACUUUUCUUCAAGAAGCCCGAACCUUUCGGAUUUUUGAAACUGCUAACACCGAUGACGAUGCGAGGUGAAGAAGCCGUAUUUUAUCUAAAAGACAUGGACUUGAAACCGUUCGAGAAGAAACUUCUCCAUCCCGGCAUGCAGAUGAGAUUCUCCAUCCGGGAAAAAUCCGACGACUUCAUGCAGAGUUUCGUGCCAUUCAGAGCUGAGAGAUUGGAGCCAGUCGAUCCAGCGGAGUACACGGCAUCCGUUAUUCGCAGCGCCGAUCCUCAACCAGGUGGACAAGGAUGCCUCGUGUGUCUCGAUAUCACGCUCAUGCGUGUUUCGAUUUCGCCCGACUCUCUGGAUAGUCUUCAUCUACAGACGCCUCUGAUGCCGGGAGAUAACUGUAUUGUUCGAAUCACUUGGAGGGAGCAAUUGGAUGCUGCCCUGCAAGGCAAAAUACCUGUAGGAGAAAUAGUGAGCUUGACGAAACCGCAACUCCCGGCGGUCCCUAGACAGAGGAGUGCGAGCGUAGGUGAGGAGGUAUUGGCAAAGACCUCCGUCAGAGCAUCACCCGAAAUGCCAUCGGAUGACCGGGAGGAGCUCUCGCAGAGUUCAGACAGCGCCACGUCAGAAGAAGAGACGAACAAUAUUCACCCCGGAAUCGCUACGAUGACCAAAAGGAGUAAAAGUAUGGAGUCUAUUCCCCUACGCAACCCGUGUCAGAGCGCGAGAGAGCGUCUUUGCUAUGAUACGCCGACUUUCCCGCAAGGAAUGUGCUGCAGCUGCAGAGGUGGUGGUCACACGUUUCCCUUCGUCCCCAUGACUCCCAUGAUGCGACCAGAUGAAGCUUCGUGUUUCUGUCCCAUGAAUCCCCCUAUUUACCACGGCCAGAUGGAUCCGAGUCACCUGGCGACGAAUCAAAUGCGGUGCCUGGCGGCUACACCAAAUUCUGCGCAAUACCCACAUGCGGCCAUGGGCCCUUCAGCCAUGGGCUCAGGCAUGUGGCUACCAUCACUGUGUGAUAACCCCCGACAAGGAUCUCAAUUGAAAAUGACUCUCCAGGAGUUCUUCAAGAGAGGCGGACGAAUUUUCUGACCUGACAUCUGUCAUACUGAUUUGCCUCGUUUUAUCAAAUGAUUGCGAGGCUCAACGGUGAGAUACCACCCGACAGUGCUCACCUUUUUAAUAAAGAAA
This is a messenger RNA of Galendromus occidentalis (western predatory mite), 1358 nucleotides long. RefSeq lists its product as uncharacterized. The transcript has 3 exons. Bases 138 to 1259 code for a protein of 373 amino acids. The record is from RefSeq and is a predicted model, not a curated record. Lineage: Eukaryota; Metazoa; Arthropoda; Arachnida; Mesostigmata; Phytoseiidae.